Molecule: messenger RNA, 4590 nt
Organism: Dermochelys coriacea (leatherback sea turtle)
Lineage: Eukaryota; Metazoa; Chordata; Testudines; Dermochelyidae
Gene: ERH
Product: ERH mRNA splicing and mitosis factor
Exons: 5
Coding region: 277-597 (106 amino acids)
Source: RefSeq, a predicted model, not a curated record
GGAGCGGCUUUCUCACGUGACUCACUUUCUCCCGCCACUUCCCGCCCGAUUCCAAGAUGGCGGACAGAUAAUCGCUCAGGGACCAUCUUGGAAGGGGCGAGAGGCACAAGGCCUCUGAUAGGACACGAUGCCCCUAUCAAAGAUGAAUACGAAAGUCUCAAAGAACGGCGCCAUUGUGCCCCUUCCGGCAUACGCAACGCCGGUGAACGCUUUGCCGUGUGGUAUUCUCGCGAGAGUUUCUCUAUCGCCCGGGAGGCGCUCUGGUCUGGUCCCGUGAUGUCUAUGUCUCACACAAUUUUGCUUGUUCAGCCUACCAAGAGGCCAGAAGGGAGAACAUAUGCUGACUAUGAAUCAGUGAAUGAGUGCAUGGAAGGAGUUUGUAAAAUGUAUGAAGAACAUCUGAAGAGAAUGAAUCCCAACAGCCCAUCCAUUACGUAUGACAUCAGCCAGUUGUUUGAUUUUAUUGAUGACCUGGCAGACCUCAGUUGUCUUGUUUACCGUGCUGACACUCAGACAUACCAACCCUACAAUAAAGACUGGAUAAAGGAGAAGAUCUAUGUCCUCCUCCGCAGGCAGGCUCAGCAAGCAAGCAAAUAAUGGGGCAGCCUCAUUAUGGGGCUUGGGGAGGGCUUGGACAACAGGUCACUUUGAGAAGACACAUUGGGACUUAACUAUGGUAGCUAAAGAGUGAUUGCUCACCAGAGGAACAAAAUAAAGUUAAUUCACACACAACUUUUUUUUCCCUAUCGUUUUCAAAGACUAUGGCUUCUUCAGCAUGAGGAGUCAGAUACAGAGAUAAAAAUAAAUAAUAAAUAAAAUAAUUCCUUCUCUGCUCUUCUCUACAUUCUUGCUCUCUUGGGUCUAGAUUCAUCCCUGUGCUGGUGCAGAGCCAGACAAUGGGAGGUGGUUUGUGCCUCCCAGAUCCUGGGUUUGCUAGGGCUGGUUUGGGCUCAGAUGCUGGCUAGGGCUGCUGUAACAAGUCCAUGACCAUUUCUACUCUAGAACAUCCUCUGAGCCAGGGACUCCUGUGGGAACAGGGGGAUGCAGAGCUAGAGACCCCUUGUGCCAGGAGUAUUCCCUGGGGGCAUUGAACCACUAUAGGUAGCAAAGUGGCUGCACAACAGGUGUGAUUCUCCCCCAAGUCCCAGCUUUCUCUGACUGAUCUAAGAUUCUCUUGUGAGUCCCUUGCUCUUGAAACAAACUUUUGGCUGCUGGCUUGGGAAGCCAAAUAGCAAGUUUUAUGCUAUUAUGAUAUAGAAAUAGUAUUCUCCAUGUAAUCUCAGAGCUGCCUCCUCCAAUCAGAUGUUCACAAAACAAAGCAUUUUAAGUUGUUGGUCUAUUAAGACUAACUGCUUAACUGUACAGCUGACUGCAGAACACCUUUGGAGUUGAAAAACUACUGCUACAUCUUCCGCUAUGAAUGGCUAAAAGGAUUAUCGAGAAAGCCUUCUUCCAACUACAUAACACCGAUUGCUGCUUCAAGGCUAUGAUGGGAGAAAUAAGGUCUCUAGGUUCUGGGAGAUGCAGGAAGCUCAGGUGCUAUGUAUUCUGCCACUCCUCUCCAGUGGGUCUCUGAACUCUCCAGUCCAAGCCUCCUUUCAUUUAUUUAUUCUGACAGUUUUCAGCUCUAGGAAAUUCAUGUAUUCGAAGUACAAUUUGCAAAAAAGCCACUUUGUUUUUUCUCCCAUACACCUGUCAUCAUUGGGAAGUUGUUCUGCAGCUUGUAGUUCUUUUCCCCAUAGCAACAAUGUUUUGUAUCAGUUCAGACCGUACCACUAUAGUUGUGUACUUGAUGGGGGUGGAAGAACUCCACUGCUACUCUGCAUGGGUUGAGGUAUCAAUGCCCAGAGCAGACUAAACUGCCAGCUAACACCCUAUCUGUACUAACAGUGGGAAGAUCCUCUGGGGAGAUGCAUCAAAUUCAUUAAUGCUUUCAAGCAGGUAAUGCCUUAACUUCUGAUAUCAAUAUUCUUACCAUACUCUGUUUAAGUGUAGAACGUAAACUAGUGAUGCAGUCUCCCAUCUCCUGCCACCAUGUAAUACCCCCGUGAUUCAUGUAGUUUACAUCAUGUUUUUGUGGAAAAUUCAGCUCAGGUUUUUGCAUCAAACAAAGUAGACAUUUUGUAGAUCAGGAACUGUUGCAAGUAUUGUCAUCAGUCCUGCUGCAGAGGUUACAGCAUCAUCUGACUAAGAAAGUGCACUGAGAGGAUUGGUCACCAUAAUUAGUAAACGUUGCUCUUGCAUGUUUGUCUAAAUUUAACAUGUCCUCCUGAUUGAUCUCCAGAAAUCAUACUUGUUUCUCGUCAGUGUCUUCGUCACAUGGGCUCUCUAGUCUUGUCUGCAUUUUACAGCUGCAUUAUUCCAAAAACUCAUUUUGUCAUUGUAUAGUACUGCAUGCUUAACUAAAGUUGUAGAGCUGGGGGUCAGGAUCCCUCAGGGUCGCAAGGUUAUUACAUAGGGGGUCGUGAGGUGUCAACCUCCACCCCAAAUCCCGCUUUGCCUCCAGCAUUUAUAAUGGUGAUAAAUAUAUAAAAAAGUGUUUUGAAUUUAUGGGGGGGCACACUCAGAGGGUUGCUAUGUAAAAGGGGUCACUGGUAAAAAAAAAGUUUGAGAGCCACUGUUAUAGAGGAACUUCUGUAUUCCCAAAUGCCAUUUCAAAGCACAUGAAAUUUUGCCUUGCCUGAAUUGCUAGUCUGAGAUCUGGAAAAAGCACAACUUGUUACCUCUAAUGUUAUGUCCUCAUUCAAGUGUGCUGCCUCAAGGUUUCUGUCACUGUCUCAAGCUUCAAAAAGGAAUAAGUACCGUAGUCCUGGAUUUUGCUUCAUUAAUUACCUUUCAGUGGGCAAUUUUGAAUAGGUGUUUAAUAUCUUUAAUGUUUGACUGUAGCAACCAUAACCUUAAAGAUUACUGUUGCAUAUCUCAGAAAUUUUAUCAAGAUGGGACAAAUUUGAUUUGUACUCAGUUCAACUAUCUUGCAAUUGAUUUUUCUGCUUAUUUGACAAAACUACUUUUAAAAUUACUUGAUUUCAAUACAAAUCAAUGUUAAUCACAUUUUCUACAGUAUAUUGUUGAUUACGGUAACAGGAAAUUUAAUCCUGUUUAAAUCCAUUUAAUUGAGAUUGGUAUGCUGUCCUAAAGGAGUCUGGAGAAUGGAUAGUCUGGAGGCCUACAAGAUCUGCAAUAAAAAGAAUGACAUGCUAACAUAAUGCUCUCCCUGAUUUAAACAAGGAAGUACUAAGUAAACAAGCCUUUCCUCAGUCUUAUAAGGUAAGCGCUAACUUUUUUUUUUCUAAAUAGAUGAGAGAACCUGAGGCGCGGAGUGGGGAAGUUUUGUCCAAGGAGGGUAGUGUUGACUAAUGGCUAGGGCACAGGAGUGGGACUUGAGACCUGGGUUCUAUUCCCAGCUCUGUCACUGGCUUGCUGGCUGACCUUGGACAAGUCACUUCACCUCUGUGCCUCAGUUUUCCCAUCUGUAAAAUGGGGAUAAUGAUAUGUCCUUUUGUAAAGCACUUUAUCCAUGGUUGAAAAGUUAGUUAUUAAGAUCAGACAGAAAUCUGUGGCAGGGACAAGAUGGCUCAGAUCCAUUUACCAUGUUGCAUCUCCUAAUAGUCUGUAGUAGAGGACAAAGGUUCACACAUUUGAGAACAGUUUUAUCAACUUCCCACAAACCUGUAUGUUACGCAGACUAUGGUCCUUGAAAUUGUGUUUGUGUAAUUACAUGAAAUGCAAUACUUAUAGUCUUCAUGGCUGAAAUGUAGACUCAGCAGUAAAACUCAGUCAUUCUUUAGCAUGACCAUUUAUUUCACUGACGGCAAGUUUAAUAGACUGAGUAUUCCUACUUCUAAAGAGUAAGCGCGUACUGGUAUGGCUGCUUCAGAUGCUUUACAGAGUGCCCAAGAAGUGAUAGAUUAUGCACACCUUUCAGUGCUAUAUUAAUGAUGCUUUAGUUAAUCAGCAAUCCAUUGAGAGGGGGACAGAAUAUUGUCAGCCACUUCAGCUACAUCUUUGCCAUCGUUCCAAAUUUUGCCACCUGCAGAAAGCAAUAAGCCUGAACCCUAAGCCUGCCCAUAAACCAGGUCAUUCAACAUAGAACUCAAGUUACCAUACGCUAAAACUUCUUAGUAAUAAACAGGCUUUGAGUGUCUUAUUCUAAAGAGUUAAACGCUACCUAGCUUCCCCCUUCACAUUGCAGUAGUGCAGAGUGUAGGCAGCAUACCAAGUCUUUUGAAGAGGUAAAAGUGACCUGCAAAGGAAACAAAAUUGGGUUUGUCCCCUUUUUAGUGUUUUAUGAGGGAUAAAGAAAGAUGGAAAUAAAAAAUUUAAAUCUGGAAUAUCGUGGAAGAAUAUAGUAAGUGAAGAAGUUGUGAAAUUGCCAUCACAAGUAUCAAGAGACUGAAAGCAGAGCAACUGAGGAGAAGGGAGUUGUUGCCAGUCUGCUUUACUUUUAACUCCAAUGCCUAACAUUUGGAGAAAAGAAGCCUUUGUUAAAGAUUCAACAUUACAUCCUCAAAGGAGAGAGCUUGUAAUACAUGCAUCUCAAGGAAAACUCCAGCAACACCAUGGUGGACCAUGCCUGACAGUUCUAAUGUU